AUGGAAAUAAAAAUUUGUUUUUAUUCAAUAGUGUCUAGAUUUAAGAAUGAAAAAUGUAUAGUAAAAUUGUGUAUUGUACGUAAAUUGUUGAGAUGUACUUUUAGUAGAUGUAGUAGAGUUAGAAAUAUAAGUAUAAAAUGUUGUAAAUUAACGAGACGGGAUACAAUAGCGGUAGAAGCAGUCCGUGCUCUUCGACGACGUUAUCUCCCGAGGCUUCAAUGUGCGAAGUACAAACAGUUCUAAUGCAUGGAGAUAGAAUUUUUCGCGGUGCCGCGGCGCGCGGAGUCGUCGCGGUAAAAGGAGUUGAACGAGACAAUCCCCAUCGGCCCCUAGGAGAGGAGCAGACGCCGGCGGACGCGUUCGCGCCGCAGACUGCAGGGACCGAAGCGGAGGAGGCGGACGAAGACGCGGACGAGACCUUAAAGCCGAGCGACGUUGCGGACCAGUUGGAAGCGAGCGUGGAGGCGGAAGAGGAGGAGGAGGAGGCGUCGGCGGAGGUUACUUUGACUGAAGACGGGCAAGAUAAGGCCUGGGAGGAGACUUUGCAACAUCAUCGGGAUUUCUUGAAUAAGGUAUCUUCUCAACUACUUGAACGUCCAACAUCAGUGCACACAGAUGGAAGCAUCACCUGUGGAAUAAAAGAUACCGGUGCACUGACUGACCAUCGUUUGGAACUCUCAGAAGAACAACUUCAAGAAGACGUGCAAGCCGUCCUUCGAAGUCUUGACGAAGCUUUGGUGGCUCACGGUCUAGAAGACGAUUCAGCAAAAGAAGAAGAAGAAAAGAAGGCUCCUGAAGAAAAUAGAGUAAAGGAACACUUUGCUGAUAAGCUAAUGAAUCAAACCAAUGAACAUGCAAUCGGGAAGGAAAACAGGUUACAGAAAGAGGUAUUUCAAAAAGAUGAUUAUUCAAGUGAGCCUUUAGCCAAUCCUAUACAGAGAGAGAAAAAACGCGUGAGAUUUAACGUCGAUUUUCAGGAUACGGAAGGAAAGAAACGAAAAGAAGUGGCACUGCGACGUAAACGAAGAACAAAAAUACCGUGCCGAAAUAGUUUCUACAACACCGAUGGAUAUGAAUCUGACGAUGAUCAGUAUUACCAGUUUUCAUGGUCCCUACAGAAUGCGUCACCUCGGAAUGUAAAAUAUCAGGUAACUUCAUAACUCGCUUAUUAGUUGAAAAGUUUAGUAUUUGAAAAGCUUGAUUUUCGAAAAUCUAAUCAUUGUAAUUCUUGAAAACUUCAUUUAAAGUAGAAUUGAGAUUUUGAACGAACGAUAUUGAAAGUGCUCGUUUAGGUGCACAUACGAUACAGCGAUGUUACAUGUCAAGAAUAUGACGAGCUUACAUUACGUUCCCUCAAGAGUUUACCAAAUUAUCAAAUAAGCAUGAUUUUGUGUAGAAAAAUAUAACUAUUGAUAUCAUAAUUUUAAAAAGGUUUAAAAUUGUCUCUUAGUUUG
Molecule: messenger RNA, 1454 nt
Organism: Gryllus bimaculatus (two-spotted cricket)
Lineage: Eukaryota; Metazoa; Arthropoda; Insecta; Orthoptera; Gryllidae
Source: the annotation of a GenBank genome assembly